GUACAAUAUUUAUGUUGUUUACUUAAAAUACAAAGUAUUUAUGUUAUACAAUAUUUACUUAAAAGUAUUUGUAUUUGUUUCAGGGUCUGGUCAAUGUGUUUGAUGAGGAGUAUCCUUCCUUUGAGCAUAGAUUCUGUUUAAGGCAUCUUUAUGCUAACUUCAAAAAGAAGUUUGGUGGAGGGACAUUGUUUAGGGAUCUAAUGAUGGCUGCUGCUAAGGCAACUUAUUAUGAGGCACAUGAGGCAAAGAUGCUCAUGAUCAAGGAAGCAAAUGUGGAUGCUUAUGAGUGGCUGCAGGCAAUCCCCAAACACAAGUGGUGUAAGCAUGCAUUUCCUUUCUACUCAAAAUGUGAUGUUUUAAUGAAUAAUCUUAGUGAAUCAUUUAAUGCUACCAUACUUUUGCAAAGAGACAAACCAAUUAUAACAAUGUUUGAGUGGAUCAGAAACUACUUGAUGGGUAGGUUUGCAACACUUAGGGAAAAGGUGAAUGCUUAUAAGGGUUAUGUAAUGACCAAACCAUUAAGGAGACUAGAUAGAGAAAUAGAGAAAAGUGCUAGUUGGAUAGCUACGUAUGCUGGUAGGUUAACAUUUCAGGUAACACAUGUGCUUUUCACUGAUAGCUUUGUAGUGGACCUAGAAAAACACACUUGUUCAUGUAACUAUUGGGAGUUGAUUGGGAUACCAUGUAGGCAUGUUGUAGCAGCCAUUCAUAGGAAAGUUGAUGACCCAGUUAAGUAUGUGCACAAAUGUUAUCUUAGGACCACUUAUGAACACUGUUAUAGUGAGGUGAUAACACCUUUGAAUGGGCAAAAUAAGUGGCCUAAGACAGCACAUCCUAUUAUCAUUCCACCAUUGUUCAAACGUGGCCCAGGGAGGCCCAAAAAACUACGCAGGAGAGAACCUGAUGAGGCAAAUCAAACCAAGUGGCAAAGAACAAAUACAUCCCACAGAUGCAAGAUAUGCUUUGUACUAGGUCAUAACAAGAGGACCUGCAAGAAAAAUAAGCAAAUAGUUGUUGUAUCUGCUGCAAGAACAUCACAAGAGGCUCCAACACAAGAGGCUCCAACACAAGAGGCUCCAACACAAGAGGCUCCUACUCAGGCUAGUCAAACAAGCAAAAAAAGGGGGAGGCCUACAGGGUCUAUCAACAAGAAAAAGAAAGAUAAAGUGGCACCCAAGACAAAAAAAUCUAAGACUGUUGAACCAGAAUGUGAUGCAGCUGCAAAUGCUGUUCCUGAUGCAGUUCCUGAAAAGGAUGAUGUCCAAGCUGAUAUUCCUAUGCAAGAUGAUGUUCCAGUUCCUGAUUCUGUUCCUGAAAAGGCUGAUGUACAAGCUGAUAUCCCUGUGCAAGAUGCUGACCCUGUUCAAGAUGAUGUUCAAGAUGCUGUCCCUGUACAAGAUGAUGUUCAAGAUGCUCCCAAUACUGACAUCAAUGAUUCACAGUCGUCUCUUAAAAAGUAUUGUGGUAUAGAUGCUGAAACAUUGGCUAAGAUUCUUGAUGAUGAUGAAAUUCUAGAUGUUCAACCAUUGAAUGUUGACACAUCUCCUGUGAAAAGAACAGUCAAAACUUUUGUUGGUAAAGCUCCAAAGGUGGUCAAGAAAACUUCCAAAUCCACUGCUUCUUCUUCAUCCAGGCCAACAUGUUCAGAACCUGUCAAAAAACCAAUCCAGAAGCAUAAGCCCAAGAAGAUUGUUGAUAUGGGUGUUCAAAAAAGGCAGAGUGACAGACUUAGGACCAUAAAAACAAAGAAUAUACCUGGCCCUGGAAAGAAGCCUGAUGACCCUUUGGUCAUUUAUGAAGAUGAAGCAACCUCAGACCAAUCCAUGGGUGGGAAGCAGUCAGAAGAUUGGGAGGCCAUUUGCAAAAGGAUGACUCAGUAGGAUGACUUAGUGAUGCCAUGUUGUUUAGUUUGAAUGAACUCAGUAGGAAAAAUGUUAUGUUUGUAAUGUUAGUGAGGCUAGUCCUCUAACUAUUUUCAUGUUACUGCUAUCUGCCUUGUGUUUUGUGAACAUAUGUAUCAAAACUAAUGUUAUGUCAAUGGUUUU
This is a messenger RNA of Vicia villosa (hairy vetch), 2045 nucleotides long. RefSeq lists its product as uncharacterized. The record is from RefSeq and is a predicted model, not a curated record. The transcript has 3 exons. Lineage: Eukaryota; Viridiplantae; Streptophyta; Magnoliopsida; Fabales; Fabaceae. Bases 201 to 1880 code for a protein of 559 amino acids. Gene Ontology annotation, molecular function: zinc ion binding.